Messenger RNA from Saccostrea echinata, 575 nucleotides. RefSeq lists its product as uncharacterized. The coding region runs from base 34 to 558 and encodes 174 amino acids. The record is from RefSeq and is a predicted model, not a curated record. Lineage: Eukaryota; Metazoa; Mollusca; Bivalvia; Ostreida; Ostreidae. The transcript has 2 exons.
GAUUGACACUAACAAGACCAAAACAACCUAGCCAUGGCUAGUUUAAAGUGGCUCAUUUUACUGUUCAUUCUCACGAUAACUGUGUCCAUUAAUAAAGCCAGUCCAACGGAAAACAGGAAUCAGAUCCAAGGGUCCGUCUUUAGUUCCUUUGGGGAAGUGACAAACUUUCUUCGGGAAUGGUUCGCCAAGCUCACCCAAAAUUUAGCCCAGGACUACAAAGAAUAUGGCGGUGCUUCUGGUCAUCGAGAGAAAAGAGACCUAAAACCACCGGUAGACUUUGAAAUUAUUGCACAAGAAUAUUUACUUAAUGAAACACAGCAGUACUUGCAGCAGUUUUUGGGAUAUGCAGCGUACCUAAAUGUUACAAACAAAGAGUCGUUAGACGAAAUUUACCUGCGAGAGGAGCGUCGUCUGUCGGGAAUGUCUACACCAGAACUUCUCAAAUAUAUGACGUCACUGAGUAAAACAUUACGUUUUGGCACCAGUGGGAGUACCAUUAGUAUAAAUGGACAAAAAUUUGACCUCAGUCAUGUUGGAAGUUGGUGUUGUCCCUUUUAAAUUAAACAACCGUGUUU